UCGUUCCUUCUCGGCUUCCUUCGACCGUCGCAUUGUCUGACGUCAUUACGCAGCGUCAUUUCUUAGAGGUCUUAAGUUAUUUUUUUCCACUAAUUUAUCCUCCUGGAAACACAUACAGACAUGGAGAUUGGGGCUGAAAUCAGCAAGAAGAUCAGAGCUGCUAUCAAAGGCAAACUCCAAGAGCUCGGUGCUUACAUAGAUGAGGAGCUGCCUGACUAUAUUAUGGUGAUGGUGGCAAACAAGAAGACCCCCCAGCAGAUGACGGAUGAUUUGUCGUUAUUUCUGGGGAACAACACUGUCAAGUUCACAGCCUGAGCCAGCAGCCAUAAGGCAGCUGCAGUCGGAUUCCGUCCUGCUGGCGCCGAAGGUCCAGGCGUCCGCGGGGGAAAACGGGCGGGCCGAGGAGCUGAAGGUUCUGGCCGUGUCCAGCUCACGCUCCGACAGAACCGAAGCCCGAGUGUCCAGUUCUGCUCACGACGGCAGCAGGAAAGGGCUUCUAGAAAAGGGUUCCUCUCGAUUCGCCAUGAAGCCCCUCCUGGAGCCCCUCCCCUCAGAGGCCGUCAUCGACAUCAAACCGGAGAUGGACGACGACCUGAUCGGCGAGGAGCUGCUGGAAACGGGAGCCCACCACGCUCGCAGACGCAGCGGCGCCAGCAGACCCACCGCGGAGAUCUACAGACCGGGUCAGAGCCGGCUAACCCACCCGUCCGAGGACGCGUACCGCCCCUCAGAAGGCUCCUCCCACAUCCGGCAGCAGGACUACAGGAGCAGCAGGUCCUCCAGGAGCAGCAAGCAGGAAGAACUCUCCCGGAAGCGGAAGGCCCCCGUCGCCAGUUCUGUUGUGCGGGUGAACCGGGCCUCUGAUGAAGACAGCGAUGACGGCGAGGAGGACGACGACGCCGGCUACAGCAGCAGAGGCCUGUCCAGCAGGGUCGCCGUUCCCUCCAAACCUGAGCGCAAACCCACCCUCCCCCCCGCCAAACAGGCCAACAGGAACCUGAUCCUGAAGGCCAUCUCUGAGGCGCAGGACUCCAUCACCAAAACCACCGCUUACCCUGCCAUGCCGCAGAGGCAGACGGUUCCCGUGGCGCCGCGCGCUCGCCUGGCCAGCAACGAGGAGAUGAGCGCCGCCAUCCAGCUGGUCCAGGAGCACCUGCACAGCCUGGCCCCCCCGGCGCCGGAUGGCGGCCCCUCCAGGAACACAGUCAGGUCGUUGGCCUCGCGCCUGCAGCUGGAGAGCAGCGACGACGGCGAGCAGAAGAAGCACGUGGAGGUCGCGGCCGGCGCCGAACCAAAAAGCUUCGACACACGCUCCUUCAUCAUGAGCCGGCCCCUGCUGGAGCAGACCGCCGCCAGGAGCCCGCUGCAGGCCACGCCCUCGUUACCCCGCACGGUCCAGGCCAGAGAGGGCGCCGACUCGGCGAGCCCCAAGUUCAUCGUGACGUUGGACGGCGUCCCGAGUCCGCUGGGGAACCUCACAGACGGAGACUCCGAACUGGACGACGUCAGACCGCCCAGCAGGGUGGCGGAGGCGGCGGGACUCCGGGGGCCUAAAGUCAGCGUCCUGGACAGGCUACAGGGCGUGAUCGCCGCGUCAGCAGACGAGGAGGCGGAGGAGGACGCCGUCCCCGUGAAGAGGCAGAAGGUCUUGGAGCGCUGCAAGUUCUGGCCCGUGUGCAAAAGCGGCGACGAGUGUCUGUACCACCACCCCACCGCACAGUGCAAGACGUUUCCCAACUGCAAGUUCGGAGACAAAUGUCUGUUCGUCCACCCCAGCUGUAAGUACGACGCCCGCUGCACCAAAGCCGACUGCCCCUUCACCCACGUGAGCCGCAGGGGCGCCACCGCCGCCCCGCCCAGACCCGCUGCGCAGCCGCUGCAGACCUCCAGCGUCUGCCGCUUCUUCCCAGAAUGCAAGAAGAUGGACUGUCCGUUUUACCACCCGAAGCCGUGUCGCUUCGCGGCGCAGUGUAAGCGCGCCGGCUGCACCUUCUACCACCCCACGGCGGCGGUUCCGCCCAGACACGCCCUGAAGUGGACGAAGGCUCAGAGCAGCUAAUGUGACGGAGAUGCAGCGGCGACUGUGAGGAGGGGGCGGAGCUUCACCUGCUGCGUCCUGCGCUGGAUGUAGUUUUUUUGAGAAUUUUUAAAUAAAUGUUUUUUUGUAAGUUAAA
Messenger RNA from Oryzias melastigma (Indian medaka), 2174 nucleotides. RefSeq names its product zinc finger CCCH-type containing 14 (gene zc3h14). Lineage: Eukaryota; Metazoa; Chordata; Actinopteri; Beloniformes; Adrianichthyidae. Gene Ontology annotation, molecular function: poly(A) binding; metal ion binding. The record is from RefSeq and is a predicted model, not a curated record. Gene Ontology annotation, biological process: regulation of mRNA stability. Gene Ontology annotation, cellular component: nucleus; cytoplasm.